This is a messenger RNA of Stylophora pistillata, 2128 nucleotides long. Its product is annotated as PC3-like endoprotease variant B. Gene Ontology annotation, cellular component: trans-Golgi network; Golgi membrane. Gene Ontology annotation, molecular function: serine-type endopeptidase activity. NCBI's taxonomy places the organism in Eukaryota, Metazoa, Cnidaria, Anthozoa, Scleractinia, Pocilloporidae. The record is from RefSeq and is a predicted model, not a curated record. Gene Ontology annotation, biological process: protein processing.
AUGAAACCAGUGCGAUGGCGUGUUUACAUCACGUUGUUAAUCCUCGCGUCCGAAAUCGCCGUCUUGCUUGGAAAACCUGCAAAGAAAUCGCGGAAAAGAGGAAGAAGAAUCCUUGAAACGACGCCGAAGCUGACGCGAAGAGAGUGGGAAGAACUUCACAAGUUUGAAGAUGCGCUUAAAAACGACAAUGGAGAGCUAAUGUUCACGAAUUCCUGGGCUCUUAAACUGGAUCCCGCGGAGAUCAAAGUCGCGGAUAGGAUUGCUAAGAAACAUGGUUUUAUAAACUACGGCCAGGUUGGCUCACUCACAGGAUAUUAUCAUUUUAAACACGAAGGCAAAGGCUUACGACACAAGCGUGAUGUACAUGAAAAAACCAAACUAUUGUUAUCUGAAGAUGAAGUUGUAUGGGCAGAACACCAACAUGUUUUAGUAAGAACUAGAAAGGAUGGUAUCCCAUCAGAUCCUAAGUUCAGAGAUCAGUGGUAUCUUUUAAAUCAAGGACAAUCCACUGGCCCGGCUGGUGUCGAUCUCGAUGUGAUGCCUGUUUGGCGGCAAGGUAUCACGGGAAGAGGAGUGGUCAUUAGUAUUCUUGAUGAUGGAGUUGACCACACCCAUCCAGAUCUUAGAGAUAACUUUGACCAAAAGGCAAGUUAUGAUUUUAACGACAUGGAUGCUGAUCCAAAGCCAAGAGAUAGCGACCCUGACAACUGUCACGGAACACGAUGUGCUGGAGAGGUGGCAGCGGUCGCUAACAAUAGCGUAUGCGGAGUGGGUGUAGCUUAUGAUGCUAAUAUUGGAGGUGUGCGGAUGCUAGAUGGUCAGGCGACGGACGUGUUGGAAGGAAGUUCAUUGAGUUUCCAGUCUGAAUACAUUGACGUCUACAGUAACUGCUGGGGGCCUAAAGAUGAUGGCAAAACAUUUGGAAAACCUGGAAAACUUGCACAAGAGGCUCUUAUGCAGGGAGCUCUCAAGGGUCGUGGUGGUAAAGGUAACAUUUACGUGUGGGCAACUGGCAAUGGAGGUCUUACAGACGACGACUGCAACUGUGAUGGCUACACAACCAGUAUAUACACCAUAUCGGUUGGGUGUAUCGGUGAUCACGGACUGUCGGCCUACUACACUGAGUUGUGCUCUUCCACGUUAGCUGUCACCUUUAAUGGAGGCUCUCACAGGGAGAAAGAGGAAAAUAAAAUGGUGACAACAGAUCUGCAUCAUAAGUGCACAGAAGAAUUUAAAGGCACAUCAUCUGCCGCUCCUCUGGCUGCAGGAAUGUUUGCUCUCGUUUUACAAGCAAACCCAAAUCUUUCAUGGCGAGAUGUCCAGCAUCUCGUGGUUGAAACAGCUCAGGUAACGAGUCCUGUUGACGAAGGCUGGAUGAAAAAUGGUGCAGGUUACCAUUUCAAUCACAAGUUUGGCUUUGGAAGGUUAGACGCCACUGCCAUGGUUAGGAGAGCGAAAACAUGGAAGAAUACUGCUCCUCAAAGAACAUGUCAUGGACCUUCCAGUCAGACGCAACAAGAAAUUCCCGCUGGCGGAACUCUAUCAAUCACCAUCGACACAAUAGCUUGUGACGGUACAGACAAAGAGAUCAACAAAUUGGAACACGUGACCCUUACCGUCAGCUUUCAGCAUCGGCGGCGUGGUGACGUUAGCAUCGACCUUUUCUCGCCGAGCGGGACUAGGAAUGAAAUGUUGUCGACGCGGCGUUAUGACGAUUCCAAGAACGGUCUCCAUGAUUGGACUUUCAUGACUGUGCACAACUGGGGAGAGAAUCCCAAAGGAGUGUGGGUGAUGAAUGUUACUGAUAACAUUGCCACCUUAAACAAGGGCGUAGACGUAAAUGGAUAUCUUCAACACGAUACCAGUAAACAGGAAGCGGAUGUGGAGGAUUUGGAGGAGGAGGUUAUCGAUGACGAAAAGAAAACCCAAGAGCUAGAGGGAAACAAAGGUGGAGGGAAAGGUCUUCAAGACAAAGGCGCCACUUGGGAUGCACCUUAUCCCGAGGGGGUCAAGAAACAUAAAAUUCGCAUACCUGAAAAACCAGACAGUACGAGGGAUACAGAGCGUACGGGAGGUAGGCAGGGCAAAGGAACUGCGCAUGCAGAGGAAGAAGAUGAAAAAAAUAAUG